Molecule: messenger RNA, 1362 nt
Organism: Quercus robur (English oak)
Lineage: Eukaryota; Viridiplantae; Streptophyta; Magnoliopsida; Fagales; Fagaceae
Exons: 1
Coding region: 1-1362 (453 amino acids)
Source: RefSeq, a predicted model, not a curated record
AUGGAAUCCAGUACAAACCCAGAUCCUACUGCGUUGGCCCUACAAAUCCAAUUGCUAUCAGCAACCAUGGAAGAACUUACAAGACAGAACCAAGAGAUGAAGCAACGACUGCUGCAGGAAAGUAAUCGUGCAGACAAGGGAGACGACGAAGACAGCAACAGAAGGCGAACCAGCACUCCGGAGGAAGCAAGCUCGGAUCUUUUAAGAGAGAUGAGGAAAGAGAUGAACAAACUAAGAAAUGCCAUCAAAGGAAAGACGGACCAAAGCUUGGAGAGAAUCGUCCGGAAGACGGAUUCACCCUUUACCAUAGCCGUCCAGGAGUGCCCUGUACCCUCCAAGUUUCGUCUACCCCAGCUGGAACCUUUUGACGGGCUGAAAGACCCCUUGGAUCACCUGAACACCUUCAGGACGACCCUAGGUCUCCAACAGCCGCCUGACGAGAUCUUGUGUCGCUCAUUCCCUACGACACUCAAAGGAGCAGCCAGGAAAUGGUUCAACAAGCUGCCUACAUCAUCCAUUGACAAUUUCGAGCAGUUGAGCAAUUCCUUUGUCCGUCAUUUCGUAGGCGGGCAACGACCAAAGAGAACUGCCGACCACCUGCCUACCAUCAGACAAGGAGAGAAGGAACCACUGAGGUCUUACGUGACACGUUUUACCCGAGGAAUGCUGGAAAUAGACGAGACAUAUGACAAGGUACAUCUCACGACCUUCAAAGCAGGAUUGAAGUCCAAGGAUUUUGUGGCAUCCUUGGCAAAGAACCCCCCUAGGACGAUGGCCGAGGCACUGUUGAAAGCUCAGAAGUAUAUGAACGCGGAAGAAGCCCUGGCAGCUAUUGACGGAGCAGAUAAGAGUAAGGAAAAGAAGAAAGAAAAGGAGGACGAUCGAAGAGGGCUAAAACGAGAUCGGGCUGACAGACGGAAUGACGAUGGAAAUCGAAGGAGGGAGGACAAAAACCCUCGUCCAUCAAAAUUCACCCCACUGGUGAUACCAGUCGAUCAAAUUCUAAUAGAAAUAAGGGACGAACCGUCCCUAAAGUGGCCAAAACCACUACAUUCAGCACCUGGAUUGCGCGAUAAGAGGAAAUACUGCCAUUUCCACAAAGAUCACAUGCAUUAUACAGAGGACUGCAGGGACCUAAAAGAACAGAUUGAGGAGCUCAUCCGUAAUGGGAAGCUACAACAGUAUGUAAAAAGGGGGGAUUUCGGCAGGUACGGACAGAAAAGCCAGCCAGUUAAUACACGGAGAGACGAAGAUCGCCCCCAACCUCGUCCACAAAGCGCACUAGGGGAAAUAAAGACCAUUGCUGGGGGACCAACCACCAGGGGAUCAUUCAAGUCUCUCAGGAAAUCAUACCAAAGAUAG